This is a messenger RNA of Uncinocarpus reesii 1704, 405 nucleotides long. RefSeq lists its product as uncharacterized. The record is from RefSeq and is a predicted model, not a curated record. The coding region runs from base 1 to 405 and encodes 134 amino acids. Lineage: Eukaryota; Fungi; Ascomycota; Eurotiomycetes; Onygenales; Onygenaceae. The transcript has a single exon.
AUGGCCUCAGAUCAGUUUAACACUCUUCUUCAACAAAUAUCAACACAACAGGAACAAGCAGCUGCUACCUUGCCACAAGUUGUCUAUAAGCAAGAAGGUAAACAGUUCCCGGAGCCAGACUUGUAUAAGGGAUGGAAUUGGAAGAAAUACUGGGAAUUUAUUCAAGCAUGUGAGAGUUAUCUCAAGGCAAAAAGCAGGAUCUAUGCUGCUGAGAAGGAAAAGAUCAAAUAUGUAGCAGCUAGGUUGUGGGACAAUCUCCAAGCCUCAUGGGAUUUGGAAAGGGAGCAUAUUGAUUGGAAUGCAUUCACCUUCAAUGGUCUUAAAACAAAACCAUUGGACUGGAUUGAAGCUCCAGAGAAUUGCAGGUGUACAGCAGCAAGAAGGAUGACAGCUCUACACUUUUGA